AUGCCGACCAAUACGCCACAUGCAGCAGAACACGCCAGUCGCAAUGAUGGCCCAAACAACGACUCAGCGCCGUCCAUCUGCGAUUUCUUGGCCGAGCUGCGCGCAGCCGACUUUUACCAGAACCAGAUUGUCGAAGAAGCCACUGUAGUCACACCCGCCGUUGACGCCCAGUACCAGCCGCUGGUGCUCAGUCCACCAACCCCAUCGCCAUUGCCACAGUCUUUUCCGCCAGCGGUCAGCAGCGACAGCAUCUGGGACACACUGCGCAGCGUGCGCAAUAUCGACCAGCUGUACUCACACCAGGCGCAGGCCAUUGGCGCCAUACUACAAGGCCGCAGCGUAGUGGUGAGCACUGCAACGGCCAGCGGCAAAUCACUCAUCUACCAGCUGCCGAUCCUGCACAUUCUAAACCAAACGCCCUCGGCCACUUUUCUCUUGGUCUUCCCCACAAAGGCGCUGGCGCAGGACCAGCUGGCCGCACUGCGCGACCUCAUCCACCGCACCCCAGGUCUGCACAACGUCAAUGUCAGCACGCUCGAUGGCGACACCCCAACCAUGGCUGGCGCACGCUCAGACAUCCGACAAUUGGCGUCUGUCAUCCUGACCAACCCCGACACACUGCAUGCAGCCAUGCUGCCGAACGCGCGCGGUUGGCAGUCGUUCUGGGACCGACUGCGGCUGGUCAUCAUUGACGAGAUGCACACGUACGAGGGAUUAUUUGGCCAACACGUCGCCCAUAUUCUGGCGCGCCUACGCCGGCUGUGCACCGCGCAUGUGCAGUUUGUCGCCUGCAGCGCCACGGCUAGCAGUGACCCUGGCGACCACAUGCGUCGGCUAACGCACACUCCAACUCCCACAGUCAUUGACACCAACGGGUCGCCACACGGCCCACGCCAUAUAAUUGUCUGGGACACGGCCAGGGCAAAGCACAAGCGCGACUUCAACGACAUUGCUGUAAUCUGCAGCCGGCUGCUUAAUGCCGGGCUGCGCAGCAUAGUGUUCUGUAAGUAUCGUCAAGCUUGCGAGUUGGUCUACCGCGAAAUCAUUGACUACCUGGAUGCCAACCGUGGGAUGCAUGCGCUCAAACAACAGGUGCUGAGCUAUCGGGCCGGUUACUCGGCGCGGGAGCGGCGGCAGAUUGAGCAGGCAAUGUUUGCUGGCCACACACGCAUGGUUGUGGCCACUAGCGCGCUGGAGCUCGGCAUUGAUAUCGGCUCCCUGGAUGCCGUCCUCAUAGUUGGUCUGCCCACCAGCGCAUCCGCUCUGUGGCAGCAGAUCGGACGUGCUGGCCGCCAGCCACAAAGAAGCGCACUGGCCAUGGUCAUUGCCACCGCCAGUGUAGUUGACCAGGCUGCGCUCAAACACCCAACCCAUAUUUUUGCGCGCAACAUUUCCGCUCCUAUUGAGCUCGCCAUGGAGCCACCUGUCACUUGGGCACAUCUGCAGUGCGCGGCCUUCGAAAGGCCGAUUAACCCGACAGCUGCUGCAGACCAGCUGUUUCUUAAAAACAUGGGUAUCACCCCAGAGUCUUUACAGAACACAGCCGUCCUGGCUGAACCGGCUGGGUUUGCGCUGCCAUGGGACCAUGUGUCUGGCCGCUGGAUCUGCGCCAUGCAUUUCAAGCCAUGGCCUCCGCUCAAGGUCCCUAUCCGAUCCAUUCAACAGCAGGUGGAAGAUAUCUGGCAGGUGAUCCUCGCGGCCUCGCCCAGUCAUGGCCUGCGCCUGCUCGAAGAAGUCGACCGCGAGCGCGCCACUUAUUUGCUCUAUGAGGGUGGUAUAUUCUUGCACCGUGGACGCACGUACUCUAUUGAUCAAGUGGACAUGGACUCGCGUGUCGCCCUGGUGUCUGAAUCCAACGUCUCCUGGUACACUGCCCAGCGCGCUCUUGCCGCUAUCUCCGACCCUGCAUUGCCAUUGCCAUUGGCACAGCCAUUGUCACUGCAUUCUUCUCCCUCUUCUUGCUUUACCACGCCAUAUUUGUUUGGCAAACUCCAAGUGGUCACAAAAGUAUUCGGGUACAUUCGCAUAGACGCGCGCACAAAGCAAACCAUUGAAGUGGUCGACCACCCCUCAACACUGCCCAGCAUCACCCUUGAUGUCGCCGGCGUCUGGAUCGACGUGCCCUUAUCCGUUGCCACCGCACUAUCCACAGCCAACCACAAUGUCGAGGCGAGCAUCCACGCGGCCCAGCAUGCCCUGAUGUAUGCAAUGAGCAAGCAUGUGGGAUGCUUGGUGGCUGACUUGGACACUGAGUGCAAGGCCCCAAUGAUGCUGCGAGCCAGCAGCAGCAGCAGUAGUAGUUCCAGGCAGCCAAGAAUCAUGGUUUUUGAAAGACAGCCGGCCACUGCUGGUGCUUCUUAUUCUCUGGAGGGCCCUGUGCGCAGGUCAUUGGCUCAUGCCCGGGAUAUUGUGCACUGCGCGCUGGAUCGCAUUAGCGGCUGCCGGUGCGACAACAAUAGCAGUGAUAAUGGUGACAAUGACAAUGACGCUGGGUGCUUUGGUUGCGUGUACUUGCGCUCGGGGUGCACUGAGCGCAACAAGUGCAUCAGCAAGCAUGGCGCAAGCCUGCUUCUCCAAAAGCUGCUAGAAUAA
Messenger RNA from Kickxella alabastrina, 2592 nucleotides. Its product is annotated as P-loop containing nucleoside triphosphate hydrolase protein. NCBI's taxonomy places the organism in Eukaryota, Fungi, Kickxellomycota, Kickxellomycetes, Kickxellales, Kickxellaceae. Bases 1 to 2592 code for a protein of 863 amino acids. Gene Ontology annotation, molecular function: nucleic acid binding; ATP binding. The record is from RefSeq and is a predicted model, not a curated record. The transcript has 2 exons.